AGCCAUGCGUCUAGUAAUCAUCUUGUUUGCUUUGAUGAGUCAGACAUUUGGUGGGAGCUUGGUCGAGGAAAUAAGUGACAAUCCUUGUGGAGUUAAUUCAGUUAAGGCCAGUUGUGCAUUCGACUGUCCUUCUGAUUUUUGUCCUCAAGAUGACUCAGGUGAAAUAGCUGUAUGUGAUGCUCCGCAAAAUUGCCCUCCAGGAUGUACAUGUAAAUAUGGUUACAUAAGAGCGAGCCCUAACGACAGAAGUUGUAUAGAACCACAAGAUUGCAGUAAGUAUCAAAAAUAAUUAAGCUAUCGUUAU
Messenger RNA from Diatraea saccharalis (sugarcane borer), 304 nucleotides. Lineage: Eukaryota; Metazoa; Arthropoda; Insecta; Lepidoptera; Crambidae. The record is from the annotation of a GenBank genome assembly.